Messenger RNA from Ochotona princeps (American pika), 1539 nucleotides. Its product is annotated as acyl-CoA desaturase 1. Gene Ontology annotation, cellular component: endoplasmic reticulum membrane. NCBI's taxonomy places the organism in Eukaryota, Metazoa, Chordata, Mammalia, Lagomorpha, Ochotonidae. Gene Ontology annotation, biological process: response to fatty acid; unsaturated fatty acid biosynthetic process. The record is from RefSeq and is a predicted model, not a curated record. Bases 431 to 1510 code for a protein of 359 amino acids. The transcript is spliced from 6 exons. Gene Ontology annotation, molecular function: stearoyl-CoA 9-desaturase activity; iron ion binding; palmitoyl-CoA 9-desaturase activity.
ACGCGGCGCAUCGGUGUCUGCAGCAUCCCCGCGUGGCUACUGUAGUUGCUGCCCGCCCCACCUUUCCGUCCCCUCCCUUGUCCCGCCCUCACCUCCACGCGGGACUCCACAUUCAUCCAGCUCUGCGUACUUUGCCCUUCCUUGGCAGCGGAUGAGAAGGGUCUGAGGAAAUCGGGGACGCGAGCACUCACUGCCAGCUCUUGCCUUUAAAUACACGGCCGCGAGGAGGCCCUCGCACAUUGAGUUCAGAAGCCGACACAAUCUCGCGCUCGCGAGUCCCAGGCGCCCACAAAGCUUCCGACCGCAGAGCGAAGAUCUUCUCACUCCAGCGCGUUCCGGAUCCCAAGUCCACCGUCUUUCCCUGCGCUUCCAAACUCCAGUCCUCACUCUCGGCCUCUGACGCGAUCCAGCAACCCAGAGGCCAGAGAAGAUGCCCGCCCACUUGCUACAAGAGGUCUCCAGCUCCUACACAAACACAACCGCUACUGUCACCACACCCCACUCCAGGCUCCCACAGGGUGCAGAGGACAAGCUGGGGAAGAACCCCCUGCCCACCGAGGAAGACAUCCGUCCUGAGUUCAAAGAUGACAUCUAUGACCCCAGCUACCAGGACGAGGAGGGCCCCAGGCCCAAGCUCCAGUAUGUCUGGAGAAACAUCAUCCUCAUGGCUCUGCUACACAUCGGAGCCCUGUAUGGGAUCACCUUGGUGCCCAGUUGCAAGUUCCACACCUGGCUCUGGGGGAUAUUCUAUUACUUAGUCAGUGCCCUGGGCAUCACAGCAGGAGCACACCGUCUGUGGAGCCAUAGGACUUACAAAGCCCGGCUGCCCCUGAGACUCUUCCUGAUCGUUGCCAACACCAUGGCCUUCCAGAAUGAUGUGUUUGAAUGGGCCCGAGACCACCGCGCCCACCACAAGUUCUCAGAAACCGACGCCGAUCCCCAUAACUCCAGACGUGGCUUCUUCUUCUCUCAUGUGGGCUGGCUGCUGGUGCGCAAACACCCGGCCGUCAAGGAGAAGGGCGGGCUGCUGGACCUGUCUGACCUCAAAGCUGAGAAACUGGUGAUGUUCCAGAGAAGGUACUACAAACCUGCUGUCCUGCUGAUGUGCUUCAUCCUGCCCACGUUCGUGCCCUGGUAUUUCUGGGGUGAAACUUUUCAACACAGCUUGUAUGUGGCCACUUUCCUGCGUUAUGCUUUAGUGCUCAAUGCCACCUGGCUGGUGAACAGCGCUGCCCACAUGUAUGGAUAUCGCCCGUAUGACAAGAACAUUCAAUCCCGAGAGAAUAUCCUAGUUUCUCUGGGAGCUGUGGGUGAGGGCUUCCACAACUACCACCAUUCCUUUCCCUAUGACUACUCCACCAGCGAGUACCGCUGGCACAUCAACCUCACCACAUUCUUCAUCGACUGCAUGGCUGCCCUGGGCCUGGCUUAUGACCGGAAGAGAGUAUCCAAGGCUGCCAUCUUGGCCAGGAUUAAGAGGACUGGAGAUGGAAGUCACAAGAGUGGCUGAGUUUUGAGAUCUUCAUCUUCUUUUCCAAA